Molecule: messenger RNA, 2262 nt
Organism: Lindgomyces ingoldianus
Lineage: Eukaryota; Fungi; Ascomycota; Dothideomycetes; Pleosporales; Lindgomycetaceae
Exons: 2
Coding region: 131-2119 (662 amino acids)
Biological process (GO): positive regulation of transcription by RNA polymerase II
Cellular component (GO): nucleus
Molecular function (GO): transcription cis-regulatory region binding; DNA-binding transcription factor activity, RNA polymerase II-specific; zinc ion binding
Source: RefSeq, a predicted model, not a curated record
UAAGAGCAACCCGGUCGAGCCUCUCCGUCCUGUCCCUUUCGAUCCCUCCCGUCGCGCGUUAGUCGUUAUUGCCGCAUUGUUUACUUGCCUUCAUAAACCACUUCACUGGGCCCAAGUACAUGAGCUGUCCAUGUCCUCCUCCUCCGCGCCCUCUUCCACUGGCAAACAAUCUGCAAACAUGGUAGGAACUACAAACGCUGCCAAUGCAGCAAAGCAAGCUGCAACAAAAAUGCACCGUCGCUCGCGGACAGGCUGCUUCACAUGCCGUCUGCGAAGGAAGAAAUGCGACGAGGGAAAGCCCUCCUGUCGCGCCUGCAAACAUCUUGGACUAAAAUGCGAAUACAAGAGACCAAUGUGGUGGAGCAACAACGAGCAGAGACGGCAGCAAAAAGAACACAUUAAAAAUAUCAUCAAACGUACGAAGCUCAACGAAAAGACUGCACAGGGCGUAGCCAUGAGCGCCAACACACCACCAAGCCUAUGCCAUUCCCUACCUACUUCAGACACCUUCUCCGAUGGAAUUGCGUGCACUCGCGCCCCAUCAGUUGACUCACAACUUUCCUUAGAGUACAACUUCAACCCGGUCUCAACACCAGACCUUUACAACUCCGUCGCAAUGCCUCCGCCCAUGUUCGCACCUUCGUUUCCCCACCCUGGACAAUUUGCACCAUACGAAGUCGACAUCAAGACUGAGAGCCAGAUGUUCAUCAAUGACAUCCCUGCAAGACGUGAUUCUACUAUAUCCACAUUCAGCACCUACCAAGCACCGCCAGUCAUUGGUCAUCCUUUCCCGACUGAGAACUGGAUACAACAGGAUUAUUUUGAGAGUCGUCGCGAAUCCUUCGCAGAGGAACCUCUGGACUUUCAAGUCUUUGAUUUUCCUCAUGGAUCAUUCAGCCCGUCGCACCAGUCAAUGAUCCAGGUCGACGAAUGCGACCAGCAUCUCCUCAACCACUUCAUCGACAAUGUUCUCCGACUAAUUUUUCCAAUUCUUGAAGUCAACCAGCAUGGAUCUGCGCGCUCGGACGUCAUCCUACCGGCACUAGAGUCUAACAAGACCUAUCUCCACUGCUGCCUCAGCAUCGCCGCGCUACAUCUCAAAGCCACCGAAAGAAUACAAGGCGACCAGAUUGACAACGAUAUCAUGCGCCACCGCUAUGCGACGAUCUCAGAGCUGUGCGAGGCGUUGAACCGGGACACUGACCACUCUCAGAUCCUCGAAGCUACCCUCGGCAUGAUCUUCUUCCAAUGCUCAGUUGGCAGACCCGAUGACUGCCUUCCAGAUAUUCCAUGGCACCAGCACUUCCAAGCUGCCACGAGCCUUGUGCACAAGCUUGAGCUUCCCACACACCUGGUUGCUUUGAAUGGACAGCCGCACUCCCAGCCACCAUUCAAUAUGACCCUUGCUUCUUGGAUCGAUAUCUUAGGUGCUACUAUGCUCGGCAGGACUCCAGCCUUCGCAGAUACCUACCGGGAGAAGCUCAUAGCCGAUGCACAUUCAGGGCUCGCUGAGCUCAUGGGAUGCGAGGAUCGUAUUAUGUACCUGAUCUCGGAGAUUGCCUGUCUUGAAGCUCUGAAGCUCGAGAAAAUGGAUGAGGUGCAAUUGUGCGCGCACAUUAAACUUCUUGGUGACCAAAUCAGCUUGUCCGAACCCCCUCAAGGAACCGUCGCAAACGCAUACUCGUCCACAGGUGCAAUCCGGCCGAAGCAAUUGAGCAGGAACAUGACGGCCGUGUUCCGUUUGGCUGCGCGCAUUUAUCUGUGCAGCUUGGUUCCGGAUUUCGACCGAACACAACCGAGCAUCGCCAAUCUUGUAAACGCUUUGAGUGAUGCGAUGGAUUUUAUUCCUGCUGGUCCGGAUGGAUUUGAUCGGUCUCUCGUUUGGCCCCUUCUCGUCGCCGGAUCCGUUUCCCUUCCGAACACAGGCUUCCGCAAGAUGUUUUCGGAGCGAGCGGUUAGACUGGGCGAGGCCUCAGAUUUUGGCUCUUUUGGAAGAAUUAAAGAACUCCUAAAAGACGUAUGGCGUAUCAACGAUGACUCUCUCGCGAAAGGCGACAAACAGAGUGUCCACUGGCGGGACACGAUGCGACAGAAGGGUUGGGAUUUCUUGUUGAUAUAGAAUCCUUUCCGUUCUGCUGGAUAGCAUCCUGGUCUGUAUGAUCGACCUUCCGAUUCCAUUCUUUCCUCGUCGCAGCCGACCUUCAUCUAAAUGAUCGCUUGGACCCUCGGUACACCCACUAAAAGUAUCGUUCUUCACUGCAU